AAUGGGUCGACUUGUUAAAACAGCUGUAAACAUAUUUCCGGGAAAUACAAACCGAAACAAACAUCAGAACACCGGGAAUUGCCAGGAGGGAGAUAAACAGGGACUCCCUGGAUGCAGGAUUUAAAGCCUAAUGAUAUGUCGUAAGAAAGCAAAAGGAAACCCCCCCUAACAUAUUCAUAAUGAAUGUUCUAGUCGGCAGGCUGAUUCGGCAGGCUGAUUAGGACACGCCCCCUAUUUAUUCAGACACAUAGCCUAUAAAAGAGUAGCCUACUGCAGUCGGCAGUAUUUCUGUAUUCGUUCUAAAGCGAAUGUUGCCACAUGAAUUAAUAGUGGUCCAGACUUCAUGUGACCUUACAUUGUAUCAUUUGUAGGCUAAACUACAGGUGUAAUACCAAUAUCCGUUUGGAUUUUUGUCCAUCUCGUUCAUUUCGGCGCAACUUCUCUCUUAGGUGGGAUAUUUGAUUUAUUCUAGGCUAGCGCGCACCUAUAAGAAUAGGACAUGGCACCGUGGACGCUGUUUACUGCUCUGCUCAUGUUGAGCAUUUUGUUUUUUGCCCGUGGAGAUGAGAUUGGAUGUAAAAAAUGGGAUGACGCUAACAAUGGACAAAUAGUUUGCCUGGAAUGCCACACAGGAAACCGCUUGGUUGUUGACAAAGGUUUUGAUCCAACUAAACUUUGCACUCCAUGUAAAAAUGGCACCUACACAAAAACCAACCGUGAAUAUUAUUGUGACCGAUGCAAUCAAUGUGUUGAUCCACAGGUUGAGCGCACUCCCUGCCACGGAACCACUGACACAGUGUGUGGGUGCAAGAAGGGGUACCGCUGUUACAGACCUGACUGCUCGAUAUGUGAGAGAGAAUGUCCUCCAGGAACACAGCCAUCCAGAGGGAAAUGCCCGUCAUGUCCAAAGGGGACUUUCAAUGAUAAGAUUCAUGACAAAUGCAAAGAGUGGACUAAAUUAAGAUGUCAUCCAGGGUACACUGUGACCAAUGGCACCACCACCACCGAUAGCAAGUGUGAUAUAUCGAACGAGAUCAUGACUACGAAACAAAGACGCUCUACCACAACUCCACCAGAUGAAAAAGAUUGGAAUAUGGCACUGGUAUGGAUUCCCUUGGGUGUCUUAUUCUCAUUAGUCACAGUCAUAGUUGUUGUUUUUGGCUUAUUUAUUACUCGAAUUAAAAUCAAUAAGGUACCCACCAAGACACCAAUCAAAGAGCAGCCUAUAACACCAGAUCCCUUCAGCCUGAUGCUUGUGGAACAGGAGGAAUGCAGCUUCCGCCAGCCACAGCAGGAGCAGGGCAGCUCAAUGGAGUCCCUCUCCACCCAGGACUCCAUGGAGAAGCUCCUGCCUCCCGUCUGAGCUCCUGGGGCCCGAAGAGGAUCUUUCAGAGAGGCCACCAAGGCGCAGGCACAAUAGAUGGUCUUGUUGCUACGGUUACUGCACCCGACCCAUGCCACGCUCACCUAGUGGGACCUUACAGCAGCGACUUUUCACUGAACCUUGGUUAUGCCGGACACUGUCUGGACCCACACCUUGACGUGCAUUCUACAUCUAAUGUUGCUUUCGCAGUCAGUGCCUGGAUGCACCGGUGGACACUGUGACUAAACCUUUGUGAUAUCA
This is a messenger RNA of Alosa sapidissima (American shad), 1624 nucleotides long. RefSeq names its product tumor necrosis factor receptor superfamily, member 9a (gene tnfrsf9a). Lineage: Eukaryota; Metazoa; Chordata; Actinopteri; Clupeiformes; Clupeidae. Gene Ontology annotation, molecular function: cytokine binding; signaling receptor activity. The transcript is spliced from 7 exons. Bases 500 to 1363 code for a protein of 287 amino acids. The record is from RefSeq and is a predicted model, not a curated record. Gene Ontology annotation, cellular component: external side of plasma membrane. Gene Ontology annotation, biological process: regulation of cell population proliferation.